Messenger RNA from Phymastichus coffea, 765 nucleotides. RefSeq names its product zinc finger HIT domain-containing protein 1. Gene Ontology annotation, biological process: chromatin remodeling. The record is from RefSeq and is a predicted model, not a curated record. Gene Ontology annotation, cellular component: Swr1 complex. Bases 142 to 600 code for a protein of 152 amino acids. The transcript has 2 exons. Gene Ontology annotation, molecular function: nucleosome binding. NCBI's taxonomy places the organism in Eukaryota, Metazoa, Arthropoda, Insecta, Hymenoptera, Eulophidae.
AUGAUAUUAUUGACAUUCUUCAAGCAAAAAUAGAUGAUCUGAUGGAUCGCAUUUCGUUCCCAUUGACUGAGAAAGAAUAAUAGAAAGCAAACUCAAAUUAUUCAGUAUUUGUAAAAUCGUCUAAAAGAAUUACAUAAAAAAAUGACUGGUAGAGAAUCAGGGAGGAUUAAAGAUGCAAUUCAAAAACGAAUUCUUGAUGAAGAAGCGAGGAAUCGCAGACAACGGAAGGCUCUGGAAGCAUUGGAGCAAGAUAAUUUUCAUGAAGAUCCUCAUGCUGAUUUGGUGAUGAAUAAAAAAAUUCCAAAAUUUGAUGACACUAAGAAUGUAACUCGUAAAAGGAAAACAAGAUCUGCAGAAUAUUUCAAAUUGAGAUUUAGAAAAAAUUUUGCCCAACUAGUUGAAGAAGAUUUGAAUUAUAAUCCUACAGGACCAAAUUAUACAACAGCUCAAGCUCCACCUUCUUGUUACCCUGAUAGACAUUUUUGUGCAGUGUGUGGAUUUCCUAGUGACUACACAUGUCUACCAUGCGGAGCAAGAUACUGCUCAGUCAAGUGUCUUGGAACACAUCUUGAUACUAGAUGCAUGAAAUGGACUGCUUAAUGACUGUACAUGUCUGUCUUAUAAUUAACAUUAAGGUUUAAUUUAUGCUUAUUCCCAAUGUUUACAACAUUUUUUUUUUAAAUCAUAAAGAAACUGCCCCUUCAUAUUUUUUGUAUAACAGGCUAUAUGAAGUUAUUCCUACAUUUUGUACAAAAAUUAAAAAAU